UGAACACAAAGGCUUUUGGAAGCUGCAUCUGACACGCACGCACAGUCAGCACUGCUGCUCGUCGUCCAGCGCCGCCCGCAGCGCAACAAGUUCCAAGGGCUGCCCGCAGACCGAAGCAAAAAGAGUACCAUAAAGCUACAUAGGGCAGCCUAGAUCAUUAAGCAAUGGUGAACGCGACGCGCCGCCGCUCCUACCUCGGCACGCAGGAGUUCAUCCCCGGCGACGUCUGGCGCGGCACGAUGACGAACUGCCAGCAGACGGAGCUGCAUGUGAAGAAGAGGCGGCUGCGCUACGUGCCCAUUGAAUUGUCCAUCGACCACGUCAGUGGACAUGAAAUUACGGCGACGUUCGUCACGCACUACGACCGCUCGUUCUACGAGAUGACGGGGAGGUAUGAGUCUGAAGGGAGGAGGUUGUACCUCGAACCGAAACGCGGGAAGUUGGGAAAGCACUGGAUCGCCUGUGACGCCGAAGCCUUUGUCUCUCCAGAUUUUAGUAGUAUGUCGGGAUUGACCUACAACUGCUUCGCAGAUCAAGACAAGGAGUGCGAUCCGGGCGGGGGCGAGUUCAUGCUGCGGCACGAUCGUACUAGAUUCGUGGUGGAGGGUGCUGGCGACGCUAGAGUAAAUGGCGAGUACGCGGCGCAACCGCGCCUCGGCAAGGCGAAGGCCGACGUCUUGUAUGAAGGCGCGCCCGUCUAUUUGCAGGAGGGCGGCCCCUUCGCGCUCGUUCACGAAGUGAUCGGCCAGUACGGUUUUUGGAGGAUUACGCAGGCCGUGAACCUCGAGUAUCGGGUACCCGAUAGUAGUGAUGGCGCGUUGUACAGCGCGUGGAGCGAGGACGUCUACCCGCCGGAGAACGGCUGGCGGCCCCUACUGAAUAAGAGGCGCGGCGCGCCGGCGCCGACGGUGCGCCCUGCUGUUAGAAGUAUGUAUGUUGGCCUGGCCAUUCCCCGCAAUUUGCGCGCGGGCGCCGACGACGACUCUGGUUUUUAUGGCGAUGCGUCGCUCUUGGUGGCCAUGAUCCUGGUCAUCGGGUUGCUGCUGUGGUGCGUCGUCCUGAGGUGUGGGCGGCGCGUGCGCCUCAAGGGGGGGAACCGCACGAGGAGGCGGUCGCUCUCGGGGUCGAGCCCGUCGCCCUCCAUGUCCGCGCGCAAGGCGUACGCGAUCCCCUAACUUGUAGCUUCUGCUCGUUGGCGUCG
This is a messenger RNA of Pelagomonas calceolata, 1201 nucleotides long. NCBI's taxonomy places the organism in Eukaryota, Pelagophyceae, Pelagomonadales, Pelagomonadaceae. The record is from the annotation of a GenBank genome assembly.